Molecule: messenger RNA, 2134 nt
Organism: Trichosurus vulpecula (common brushtail)
Lineage: Eukaryota; Metazoa; Chordata; Mammalia; Diprotodontia; Phalangeridae
Gene: MCMDC2
Product: minichromosome maintenance domain containing 2
Exons: 15
Coding region: 86-2134 (682 amino acids)
Biological process (GO): double-strand break repair via break-induced replication
Molecular function (GO): DNA binding; ATP binding; single-stranded DNA helicase activity
Source: RefSeq, a predicted model, not a curated record
CUGGGCCUCGCGUGGGGAAAAGAUCCAGUCACGGGCGUAGUCUGGUUAAUUUCCUCUUUUUGAUGGGAGAAAAAUCAACCUAAGAAUGUCCAACCUAAAGCUGAAAGAGGCUGCCCUUAUCUACCUUGACAGGAGUGGAGGCCUUCAGAAAUUUAUAGAUGAUUGCAAGCACUAUAAUGAUUCAAAGCAAAGUUAUGCCGUAUAUCGGUUCAAUAUUUCAAUAAAUCCAUCUGACAUUGUCGAAUUGGAUGCGGUUCUUGGAAAUCAUAUUUUACAUGAACCUUUGAAAGCUGCUCAACUUUUUCAAUCAGUUUGUUUUGUUGCUGUUAAAACUCUUUCCUUAAUCGAACAGUUACAGACUGAAACUCAAAUUAAUAUAGUGCUGAAAUUAACACAUUUGCCUCUUCUGCCAAGUUAUGGGCUUGACCUUUGUGAGUUUCCAUUUGAUUACCUCUGUCAGAGGUUUUAUAUGGUGCAAGGAAUAAUAAUUGCAAUGACAACAGUAACUAAAUACACACAAGGAGCAAGAUUCCUUUGUUCAGAUGAAACGUGCCCUUUUUCUAAAGGAUUUCAGUAUAUAAGAGUGCAUGUGCCUGGUGCCACAGAAUCUACAACAGUGAGAAAUGAUUUCUCAUGCAAUCUGUGUACCUCCCCACUUCAAGAAGACAGGAAGUUUAGAGUACUUGGUGAUAAACAGAUAGCUGAAAUAAUUACAGCAAAGUCACUUACUGCUUUUCAAGGAUGUCCUAACAAUCAGCCAGUGAGAUUUCAGUCUCUUACAGUUUUCCUAAGAGAUGAAUUAAGCAAUAAAAUCAAAAUAGGAAGUGAAUAUAUAAUUGUUGGAAUUCCAACUUGUGUUAAAAACUCUUCACAAACCGCUGUUUGUAUAGAGGCCAACAGCAUAAAUUUGUACAGUCCAAAAGUUCCUUCUGGUAUUACUGACAACUUCAGGUAUCUCCUGUCCUUGACUUCAAGCUCAUGCUGGAAAUUCACAGCUAUACUAGCCAACAUUUUUGCAUCACAGAUCAUUCCUCCAGGGACUUACAACAUGUUAAAACUUUGUUUGCUGAUGAGUCUAGUACAGACGAAUGAUAGAAACAAGGAAGUUGAAGAUUACCUGGACAUUUUAAUUGUAACAAAUGAUACCUUACUUGUAGACAGGCUUUUGAACUUCUGUGUGUGUCUUGUACCUCGAGGUAUACGUCAUCCAACAUCUAGUGAAAUUUUUCCCACCCUAUCCAGAGACAAAUAUGGAACUGGAGUUGCUAGCAUUCAAGCCUGCAGUGCCUUGCUAGCCAAAGAUGGCAUCUGCUACAUAGGAGACUUGUCAUCACAUAAAAAAGAUAAACUUGAACUGCUUCAAUCUGUUUUAGAAAGCAGAAGCAUUACAGUGUAUAUUCCUGGAAAGAAGUAUGGAGAUGGUGUUGAUCAGCAAGUUACCUUUUCAGUUCAGUCCAGUUUUUGGUCUUUUAUUGAUAUGGAUUCAUCCUCAAAGAGACAUGUGCAUAGAAACAGCACUUUAAUUGGUCAAGUGGAUUUCAGUUUAAUUCCAGCUAACCUUAUGGAUGCAUUUGGACUGUUGAUUUAUUGUAAUGAAUCAUCUCCUUGCCACCCAGUUCUUCCUUCUGUACAACACAGUUUAAAAAAAGCCAUUGAUCCUGAAAAGGUGCUUUAUGAAGCUUCUAAAAAGUUUACAGAACAAGAUUAUGAAAAGCUAAUUGCUUUUGCAAAGAACCUGCAUGUAGAGAUGAGUUUGGAGGCAGAAAAAAUGAUUCAUGGCUAUUACCUAGCAAGUCGCAGAAUCAGGACAGAUUCUAUACAUGGAUCAAAACUGUCAGCAUCAGCACUAAAAUGUUUAGUUUCUUUAUCUGAAGCACACGCUAGGCUGAGUUUAAGGAAUAAGGUGCUUAAAGAAGAUGUCUUAAUUGCAGUUUUAUUAUUUGAAACAUCUCUGACACUGAAAUAUGGGACUACUGUAUUUUGUAUACCUCCAAAUGCCGUAUUUCCAUUUGAACUCUGUGGCGAAGAACAUUUAGAGCAAAGAGACGUUUAUCUAAUUCAGUGCCAACAACAGCUUCAAGAAUUUAUUGCUGCAUACGGACCAGGACCGGUUACUGCUACAAGUGAAGAAUAG